AUGGCGAAUUCCACCACUUCAAUACCAACAUCCAAAGAGAAGUCAAAUUCAGUAUUUACGCUGAAUGAUUUCAACUCACGCACCCARCUAACCGAAAAGGCACAGCUUGACGAUGAGUACAACCCAGCGGAUCAUCGUGACCAGGUCAAGGGCCAAACAACAGGUGGCGCAUUAGCGCAUUUGUUGAAGAGUUCACUAGGCACCGGCAUUCUAGCCAUGCCAAUGGCCUUCUACAAUGGCGGUUUGCUGUUCGGCAUGAUUGCCACGUUGGUGGUCGGCUUCAUAUGUACGCAUUGUGUGCAUAUAUUGGUUAAAACAUCGCAAGAUAUUUGCAAAGAAAUCAGAGUACCUGCAUUGUCAUUCGCUGAGACAGCCGAGAAAGUGUUCGAAAAUGGACCAAAACGUUUGCGGUCAUGGUCGAAUUUUGCGAAGCAAUUCGUUGAUGGCGGUCUGAUGGGCACAUACUAUGCCGCCGCUUGCGUUUACAUGGUGUUCAUUGCCACAUCAUUUCACGACGUGAUCAACUAUGACACCGGUCUUAAAUGGGAUGUGCGCAUUUAUAUUGCGAUUGUUGUAAUACCCUGCCUAUUAAUUGGACAAAUAAGGGAUUUGAAAUGGCUUGUACCAUUUUCCGCCAUGGCCAACAUAUUCAUUGUGGUCACAUUCGUCAUUGUGUUAUACUACUUAUUCAGCGAGUCUUUGGUAUUCGAAGACAAACCGCUGAUAGCGGAAGUCACACAGCUACCGCUCUACUUUGCGACUGUCAUCUUCGCCAUGGAGGGUAUUGGCGUAGUUAUGCCCGUCGAGAAUACCAUGAAGAAUCCACAAAGAUUCCUUGGCUGCCCCGGUGUACUCAAUAUAGCUAUGAUUGUCGUAGUGUCAUUGUAUGCGUUAAUCGGUUUCUUAGGUUAUGCACGUUAUGGCAGCGAUGUGCUUGGCAGCAUUACUUUGAACCUGAAGGAAGGUGUACCUUUGGCUGACACAGCGAAAUUGUUGAUGGCCGUUGCCAUACUGUUCACCUAUGGACUGCAGUUCUACAUACCCAACGAAAUUCUCUGGAAAAAAAUUAGUCACAAAUUUAACGAACAGCACCACAAUAGAACGCAAAUACUUUUACGUACCGGUAUUAUAUUGAUUAGUGGUGGUGUUGCUGCGGCUAUACCCAAUCUGGAGCCAUUCAUCAGUCUUGUGGGCGCCAUCUUCUUCUCACUGUUGG
This is a messenger RNA of Bactrocera latifrons, 1216 nucleotides long. RefSeq names its product proton-coupled amino acid transporter-like protein pathetic. Gene Ontology annotation, biological process: amino acid transmembrane transport. The record is from RefSeq and is a predicted model, not a curated record. Gene Ontology annotation, cellular component: vacuolar membrane. NCBI's taxonomy places the organism in Eukaryota, Metazoa, Arthropoda, Insecta, Diptera, Tephritidae. Gene Ontology annotation, molecular function: amino acid transmembrane transporter activity.